AUGGGAUUCUAUCGUGUCGCAGUGUUCCUCUUGCACCUCUUGGUUUCCGUUGAGUGUGACCUAACGGAGAAGAAGCCAAAUCUGAAAGCUGAGGUGCUGUCAAAAACGGGCAUGGACAUAUCUGAGCUUCAGGAACUUUCAAAAAAAGACUCCACACCACCUCCCAUUAUAUUAAUACCUGGUGAUGGAGGGAGCCAAAUUGAAGCCAAGCUGAAUAAGACCGAUGUCGUUCACUACUUGUGUGACAAACAUACAGAAGAUUUCUUUGACUUGUGGCUGAACCUGGAACUCCUUGUGCCCCUGAUACUGGAUUGUUGGGUGGACAACAUGCGACUGGAGUAUGAUAAUGUGACCAGGACAACACACAAUCCAGAAGGUGUCACAACACGUGUACCUGGUUUUGGCAAUACAACAACUGUUGAGUUUUUGGAUCCCAGCAAUGUUUCUCCAAGCCGGUACUUCAUUGAUGUUGUGAAGGCGCUUCUUGAUGCAGAGAAGAAAUAUAAAAGGGGAGAAACAAUUCUUGGUGCCCCAUUUGACUUUCGUCGUGCUCCAAACGAACUGAGUGAAUAUUUCAUUGAGCUGAAAAAGUUGAUUGAGGACACUUAUGAAAAUCAAGGAAAGCGGAGAGUUGUGUUGUUGGCUCACAGCAUGGGUAGUCUUGUGUCAGUGUACUUUUUGAACCAGCAGUCACAAUCCUGGAAGGACAAGUAUGUUGCAUGUCUCGUGAGCUUGGCAGGUGCAUUUGGAGGGGCUGUGAAAGCCUUGAAAGUGUUUGCAGCUGGGGAAAACCUUGGGAUCAUUGUGUUGAGUCGCAAAGCUCUGCGUACAGAGCAGAUGACUUCUCCAAGUCUGGCCUUCUUACUUCCUUCCAGAACCUUCUGGAACUCGUCUGAAGUGCUUGUGUCACGACCUAGUAAAAAUUAUACUGUUAAUGACUAUGAGGAAUUCUUUAGGGAUAUGAAUUAUUCCAUUGGCUUUGAGAUGUGGAAAGAUACAAGUAAACUUCUAGCAGAUUUCCCUGCACCAAAUGUUGAGAUACAUUGUCUGCAUGGCUAUGGAAUUAAUACAAUUGAGCAGGUCAUCUAUAAAAAGGAAAGUAAUUUCCCAAUGGAUCCAGAUCUCAUCUAUGGUGAUGGGGAUGGAACAGUCAAUAUUCGAAGCCUUCAAGGAUGUUUGAAAUUCAAGGAAAAGCAGAAACAGCAGGUGUAUCAUUUUCCAAUAAAAGGGGCUGAACACAUGGAAAUCAUUCGGGAUCCACAGGCCUUGCAGUAUCUUGUAAAACUUGUGAAAACAGAUAAGGCAAUGGAAAUGCUGAGACAUCUUGGAAGCCUAAAACACAAAAAUGCAAUAUGA
Messenger RNA from Darwinula stevensoni, 1356 nucleotides. NCBI's taxonomy places the organism in Eukaryota, Metazoa, Arthropoda, Ostracoda, Podocopida, Darwinulidae. The record is from the annotation of a GenBank genome assembly.